UGAUCCACACUCCAUUACUGCGUUUGGUUCCAUUACACCAUACACUAACUCCCAUGUCUUCUUGAAAUCGAUAUAAAAGAAAGAGGGAGCACCAAAGUGAGCGCCACCAACCGCUUCAUAGCCUUACCAUCACCCCUGCUCUAAAAACAAUGAGAGCACAAUUGUUCUUCGUCUUUAUUCACUUCACCAUCCUCACUACCAACAUCAUUUUAGUCACUUCCCAGUCAUCUUCAUUAGCAGAAACACCGCUAAAAAAGGUUGAUAAUGAGACCAUUUACAAGGUCUCCAAGCAACUCUGUUGGGGUUGCUUAGGAGAGUCACUACAAUUCUUGUUUGCGCAUAAUUUAGUAAGGGCAGCCAAAUGGGAGCUACCCUUGAUGUGGGACUUUCAGCUUGAAAAAUAUGCAGGAUGGUGGGCUGGCCUAAGAAAAGCAGACUGCAAACUGCAACAUUCGUUUCCAGAAUAUGAUUUCAAGCUAGGAGAAAAUAUUUAUUGGGGGAGUGGCUCCACAUGGACACCAACCGAUGCAGUGGGUACCUGGGCUGGUGAAGAGAAGUACUAUAAUUAUGCACAAAACACAUGUCAGGAGGGUCAAAUGUGCGGACACUAUACACAGAUUGUGUGGAAGACUACGAGGAGAAUUGGGUGUGCUCGUGUUGUCUGUGAUGAUGGGGAUGUGUUUAUGACUUGUAACUAUGAUCCUCCUGGUAAUUAUGUUGGUGAAAGGCCAUAUUAACGCAUACCAUAAUAAAUCUAGUAGGGUGCGGUGCUCGGAGCCUGAAAUUAUCAGGAUUGGAUGAUGCAUGAUCAGUACAGGAUUGCUUCCUAAGUAUUUUCGUGCUCAAUAUGAUUACCAUACUUGUAUAUAUGAGAGAAGCCUGCGAGUUCCACUCAUGCUCUAAUUAUUGGAGAAUAUGAGAAGCGUCUUUGCAGAAAGUCUGGUACAAGGUUUGUCGCACGUCAUAAAAAAUCAGCGCGGCAUCGGCUGGCGAUUUUAUCUUUUGUUAUGCGUUUGCUUGGUUCGUUGGAGUCGCCACCUAGUAUUUAAUUAAGGGCUACUAGGAAACCCGGGUGUACUGGUCUCGUCAGAGAUUCACGGGUAAGGGACUGGUUGUGGUUAGGAAAGGUAUUAGCACCCCUAACACACCCUACCUGAGGUAAGCUGCUUCGUGGACUUAAUGCGUUUUAAAAAUAAAAUUUUAGCCCAAUUCUAAGGCUUUGAUAAAUCAGUUAUUCGUUCCCAAAAUAUAUGUAGAUGCAUGUUCUACAUUUUUAUGGGAAAUACAACAUGAUUUUUAUCUGUCCUUUA
Populus trichocarpa (black cottonwood) is the source of this 1310-nucleotide messenger RNA. Its product is annotated as pathogenesis-related protein PR-1. The coding region runs from base 150 to 737 and encodes 195 amino acids. Gene Ontology annotation, cellular component: extracellular region. The record is from RefSeq and is a predicted model, not a curated record. Lineage: Eukaryota; Viridiplantae; Streptophyta; Magnoliopsida; Malpighiales; Salicaceae. The transcript has 2 exons.